Penicillium alfredii is the source of this 699-nucleotide messenger RNA. RefSeq lists its product as uncharacterized. Lineage: Eukaryota; Fungi; Ascomycota; Eurotiomycetes; Eurotiales; Aspergillaceae. The record is from RefSeq and is a predicted model, not a curated record. The coding region runs from base 1 to 699 and encodes 232 amino acids. The transcript is spliced from 5 exons.
AUGGCUCUCUCUGGCAAACUCGCCGGCGUCGGCGCCAACCUCGCGCUGCACUACCGCUCCGCCAGUAGCAAGGGCGAGGCGACCAAGCUCGAAGCCGAGCUCAAGAAGAAGUACCCGGCCGUCAAGGUCGCCUUCUACCAGGGCGACCUGACCUCGGCGGCGGCGGUGACCAAGCUGUUCCAGGACGUCAAGAAGGACUUUGGGCAGGUGGAUAUCGUGGUCAACACCGUGGGCAAGGUGCUUAAGAAGCCGAUUACGGAGAUUAGCGAGGCGGAGUAUGAUGAGAUGUUUGCCGUCAACUCCAAAGCAGCCUUCUUCAUCCUCAAGGAGGCCGCCGCCCACAUCUCCGACGGCGGAAAGAUCGUCACCAUCGUUACCGCGCUGCUGGGCGCUUUUACGGGUUUCUACACCUCGUACGCGGGCAGCAAGGCUCCCGUCGAGCACUUCACUCGCGGAGUCUGCAAAGAACUGCAAGGCCGCGGCGUCAGCGUCAACAACGUCGCCCCGGGUCCCAUGGACACGCCUUUCUUCUAUCCCCAGGAAUCCCCCGAAGCCGUCGAGUUCCACAAGUCCAACGGCAUGGGCAACCGCCUCACCAAGAUCGAGGACAUCGCGCCCAUCAUCCGCUUCCUGUGCACCGAGGGCGCGUGGAUUACGGGACAGACUAUCUUUGGUAAUGGUGGAUACACCACGCGCUAA